ACUGGCUUAUGUCCUGAUGAACACAUAACAGAAACUGAAAUAUUUCAUAUCUGAUACAUCUGCCUUGCAUGGAUCUGUCCCAUAACACCUCGAUAGAAAGACUUCCUUUGUAGGUGUACUCCACUUCUAAGACUGAAAUGUCCUGACUGAGGUGUAUCAAGCUGUAAAGCAGCAGGAUGAAUGUGCAAAAUCCAAAGGACUCCCCCAAGAAUGCAUAUGGCUCCCCAUUACUUUUUGAUAACCACAGAAAUGGAAAUGAAGAGCAAAAGGCAAAUUGUUCUGAAUGUGAAUGGAACAUGAACUCUAAUGAUCCAGCAUGGUGCAAGAAUCAGCCAAGUGGUGAUUCUGUUCCCCAAGGGCCUAUUGGGUUUGAGCUUGAGAAUACAAUAGACUAUUUACAUAAACAAACUGAUGGUGAAAUUUCAGAUGUCAAAAAUACUCUCCAUAUUGGCACCAUAGAGUUAGAAGAAACGGUAGAUUAUGUUAAUAAGCAGGAGCCGAGCUCCUUACCCCCAAGGACCCCUAUUUGUUUACACAAUGAAUUCCUCUCCAAUCCUAGUAAUUUCCAAUAUAUGCACAACCUACAGAAUGUUGACGAGCCUAUGCCUUACUCCUCUAAAACCUAUUACAGCAAACCUGAACAGGUCAUGUCUUUUCCAUGCACUGUAAAUCCGAUGGAUGUUGUUUGUGGGAAUCUUGCGUCUGAGCAGGUGAAUUUAUGUUCACCAAUCACUAAGCACAAAGACUUGGAGGCAACCCUGGGUUUGUUCUCAUUGUCAUGUGACACGAGCAGUGAAAUGCACAUGAGGAAAAAUAGCAUUAUUUCAAGUGACUCUGAAAAGCCAAUGAGUACCUCUGUAUUAGAAAGCUCUGCAUUACCGAAUACUUCCACUGAGGUUUUUUCUGCAUCUUUGAAGUGGACGAACAACGUUCAGGAUUGCUGCCAAUCUGUUGAGCAGUGCAGUAAAGACUUGAAUUAUUUUGAAGUGCCUCCACACAUCCCUGAAGAUCCCAAAGAAAAGGUGCUAAUCAAUAAAGGGCCUGAAGUUGCAAACCAGGUAUUUGACAGUCAUGGGGAUGUAAUCGCAUGCAGCACUCCAGAAGAGGGCGAUGAAAUGGCUCUUGAAAAUCUCAGUAACUUGAGCACAGCCAUGUUAAUUGAGAAUGAUAUUAACAAAAAUAGUGUAGGUAUUCUCCCUGCAACACCUCAAGAAGCCAUUAAUCCAGUUGUACAAACAAAGGAUAAUUACCUUGAAGCCAAAGACAUGAAAAAAGAAUUGUCUUCAACAAGAACACCAAAGUCCUCCAGCAGAACACAGUCUUGUAGUUCAGGAUCGAAAGACCUGUUAAAUAUUUUAUCUGGGCUUGACUGUGAAGACACAUUUUUAGUAGCUAGUCCCAGUUUGAACACAGAAGCUAAGGCUUAUACUUCCACACCCUUGCCGGAGUCCAGGAAUAUGACUUUUGCUGUACCUGCUUUGGAUGAUUUGGGGCAAAUUGAGAAAGUGAAGACAAUUGAUAAUGGCAAGGAGGCUAUUAAAGGGAAUGGUGUAGAAACUAAAGUUGGCUCCGGCAAUGUCGCAGUAAAGCAUGUUGGUAAAAAGCUGCCCAUUGUGACAACUGUUAAAGCCAAGAAGCCUGAGGUGGUCAGCUUUCCCAAACCAAACUUUAGAAAUGUUAAGGCAAAAGUGCUGUCUAGACCUGCAUUGGGUAUAAGGGAUUGCCCCACACCCACCUCUAAGGCAUCUCCCAGGUCUCCACAGUCUGCAUCGAAUGCAUCAUCACCUGUGGCAUCUCCUAGAGCCAUAUCCUCUAGUGUCAGAAUAGCAAGAAAGAAAUCUGCUCUCGAUCAAGACCUGAAAGCGGAGGCAGCUAUUGCUAAACUUCACAAACAACCAAUUAAUAAGCAGCUCUUCCCCAGCCAACUUGCACAUGCCCCAACCCAUACAAAAUAUGCUUCAGGUAAAGUUCCCAGAACUGCAGUCUUAAAGCAGACUCAGGAUGAGAUCGAGAGAGCAAGUUCUUCAAAUUCUACACGCUCCUCCAGCUCGGCUGCUGCCUUAACCUGCACGGCCAGCUCCAAAGUGACAGACAACAAAGGGGACAAGGUGAAGAUCACUUCUAAGUCAGCUGCUGCAGUGAAUGGUGUACACAUGGGGCCGGACACAAUCAAUCAGAACGGCAUUGCUGAUGCUGCCUAUGGGAAAUCUGAACCCCAGAAGGAAAGCUUUACUUCGGCUGACAUUUUUGCUAGUGUAGAGGCAGAACUGAUCGGAACCCCAAUGUUGCUCUAUGAGCUGCCGGAUCUAAAUGGAUGGGCAUCCGGUUACAUCUGA
Nanorana parkeri is the source of this 2336-nucleotide messenger RNA. RefSeq names its product microtubule-associated tumor suppressor 1 homolog. Gene Ontology annotation, molecular function: microtubule binding. The record is from RefSeq and is a predicted model, not a curated record. Gene Ontology annotation, cellular component: nucleus; cytoplasm. Bases 177 to 2336 code for a protein of 719 amino acids. NCBI's taxonomy places the organism in Eukaryota, Metazoa, Chordata, Amphibia, Anura, Dicroglossidae. The transcript has 2 exons.